Struthio camelus australis is the source of this 4597-nucleotide messenger RNA. Lineage: Eukaryota; Metazoa; Chordata; Aves; Struthioniformes; Struthionidae. The record is from RefSeq and is a predicted model, not a curated record.
AUGAGUGUAUGGAGCUCUGCCUGGGAGUGGGUGAGGAGCCAGGUGAUGGCUUAUGGGUCAGGAUUAGCAGGCAGACCAACGUGGGUGGGUGAUGUUAUGGUGGGUGUCUGCUCCAGGCCACCUGAUCAGGAAGAAAAUUAUGCAUAUUUUUUUAAAGGUGAAGUUACAGUGCAAACUGGAGAUCUGUUGCCAUGUAGGAUCUGUGGAAGGACUUUCUUUCCAGCAGCACUGAAAAAGCAUGGACCCAUUUGUCAAAAAACUUCUGCCAAGAAAAGGAAGACAUUUGAUUCCAGCCGACAGAGAGCAGAGGGGACUGACAUUCCCACAGUGAAACCUCUUAAGCCACGACCGGAGCCCCCCAAAAAGCCAUCCAAUUGGAGACGAAAGCACGAGGAAUUUAUAGCAACUAUACGAGCAGCGAAAGGACUUAAUCUUAAAGACGGUGGAAAGCUUCCUCCACCACCUCCACCAUCAUAUGAUCCUGAUUACAUUCAAUGUCCAUAUUGCCAGAGGAGAUUUAAUGAAAAUGCAGCUGACAGACACAUCAAUUUCUGUAAGGAACAAGCAGCACGUAUUACUAAUAAGGGGAAACUGGCUGCUGAUACCAAAGGGAAGCUUCCUACUCGAACGCAGUACAAACCUGCUGCAGUUAAGAAGAUGCCUUCUGCAGGAUCAGCAUCAUCAUCAUCACGCUUACCACAGCCAAGCAGUGUUAGCAAAACUGUUGUAGGUGCCUCUUCAAGUAAAACGCUGUCUUCAUCUGGGUCCAGUGGGAGCAAAAUUCAAACGCUAUCACCAGCUCAUAAAAAUUCAUUGGGAAUGGUGAACCCACAAGCAGGUAAGAUGGACAAGUUAGGCCCACCACUGCGAACUGGAAGAGAUGUGCAAAGGUUGUAUGACACUGAUACAAAAACAGACAGUACCGUCAAAAGACCAAAUGAUUUGUUGCCUAUUAAGAAAGGCACAACGAAAACACGGACAUCAACCCCGCCUAGUGUGGCAAGAGCCAUGAGCACUGGUGCUUUAACAAACAAAAGAAAAACUAGUAAUUCAGAAAGUUACUCAAGGUCUGAUGGUAAAAUUGGGUAUGAUAGUGGAGACUACCCAUCCUCAGUCAAUGGAGGAAGUUCAAAGAGCAGCGAAGGAAAUUCACCUGUACACUUAUCAAAAUUCUGUCAUGAAUGUGGAACAAGGUAUCCGGUGGAAUGGGCAAAGUUUUGCUGUGAGUGUGGAAUUCGAAGAAUGGUUAUGUGAACACAUUCUGAAAAGCAAAAAGAAAGUGAGAACCCAAGAGUCUACUACAUACCGCUGCAUGGAAAGCUAGCGCACUCCUUCCAGUUACAGUUUGUGCUGCAAACAUAUUGAAACAUCAUACUGUAAUUUUCUGAGUGCAAUCUUCUGGUUACAUGGUAAUUUAUAUAUAAAUAUAUGUACUGUAUAUAAAAACAAGAGGUACCUAAAACUGUGCCAUUCAAGGAAAUACUCUUUAAUCUCUGUUGGAAAUAUUUUAAAUUAAGGUAGAAAUAUACUAGUUAACUUAGGUAGCAGAAAUGGUUCAAUUGUUUUUCUUAUGUAAUCCUACUAGAUAAAACUAUUUAUAGCACCUAUGUGGUGUCUCACCCAUAGGAAACUAGCUAUGAAGAAGUUGGUCAUCGGAAGUGUUCCGGAGGAGGAAUUUCCUUCAUAUGUAAUGUUAACUUAUGAAAUAAGUGGCUAAAUCCUAAGUAAAAACAACACGAGCAACACAUUAUAAAUUCCUAAUUAAAAGUGCCAAAAAGAUUACAUCUAUCUAACUACUUUAACAGUAGCAUCCUAAUUGGACUUUCUAAAUUUUCUCUGGGUUUUCUUAAUGAAUCAAAUAAAGAGAGAUUUUUUUUUAAUGUAGCUUUCCACAUUCUGUUUUUGAAUAGGAACCAGUUAAUAUUUUUAUGUAUUUAUAAGGACAAAUAUGGCGUUCUCAUUUUAAUAAGCCCCUUUUGUUCAGAAACACUUGUCUUCCUCCUCCUGCUUUGGAUUGGUAUAUCCAGAAUCUUGCUUUGUAUCUUGAAAGGUUUUAAAGGUCCUGCUCUCUUUCUCUUCCCUCAUUUCCUGAAGGAAAGAAAAAAAUCUAUACUUAUCCUGUCUGUAAUGUUCAACUCUUGUUUUUAAAACAGCCUUCCUGAUUUAUCCAGUACAAAGAUUUCCAUAAAAACAUAUGUUAUUAGUACAGUAGAAUUUGAUAUGAGUAGUCACUGUUUUUUAUUUCUCCGCAAAUAGCGCAGCUUAUAAUAUGAGUUCAUAAUGGAGUCACUGUGCUCCAUGGGUUUAUAUGUCAAUACCUAACAUGUUUUCUUGCAAUCCUGUAUAGUCUUGGGCUCCCGACUAGCAGCCGCUUGAAUUCGGUAACAAACCUAUCAUUAGUUCAUUGGGAAGAAGGAUCAGGGCCUGUAAAUUCUUGUUAUUGUAUUGAUAUGUUAUGUCAUUUAUAAAACAUUCAUAAACUGAAUCACUUAACUUGUAUCUGAAGGUAGUAAUUUAUUUUUUGUGAAUUUUUAUUUCGAAGUAAUAACACCAUCUUAGUUGUGCGGAAGAAUAAUCUGAAAGAAGUUAAUUGUGCCUUUUCCACAAUAAAUAUACUUUUUGUCAGAAAUGGUUACUUUCAGCUCACAAACACCACUAAUAUCAAUUUAUAUAAUUUUUUUAUGAAACUGAUACUUUGUAGCUUUUGCAAUAUGUACUGCAGUGUUGCAUCAUAGUAAUGCGAUUGUAGAUAAUCACAAAUUCGGAAAAUACAAGCAAUGGGACAGAAAGCAUGACUGAAGAAAAGCAUCUCCAAAGCAGAUGCCAGUCUUAGAGAAUAUGUUUCAACAGACUUGAUGCUGUCACACUACAGGCCAUAAACUAUUGAUGUUUUGGAAUUAAUUCAAUGAUUUGGAAUUGUCUUGCACUUUUUAUUGGAAGUUAUUUCUGGAAAGUAAUUGUCCUUCCAUUCAUUGUAGUCUUAUUUUAUCAUAAUUGUAUAAACUGGCUACUGAGUGUGGCAAGAUGGAUAACUUGAUGAUAGAUAGACCUGACAAAUCAUAGCCAACUUAGGUUCUAGGACCCAUAUUUUGGCAUGUUCAUAUCUAUACUUCCAAAAUUGAAAUUCUGCAUCCUUUGCAUAGAUAAACCUGCUCUAGAAAAUAUGCUCUGGACCUGGGUCAUGGAGGUCUGCAGAAUGAAAAUCAUUGGAAGUUAUGGGUGCCCAUCACAAAAGGUACAAGUCCAGAAAAGGUUUGAUCAAUUAGUGAAUCUAUCAAGGAAUCAAUUCCUUUAUCUGACCUAAUGACCUUCCAGUUCUUGUUUCUGCUGGAAAAGUAGUGUUUACCAUUUAUAAAGAAUGUGUGCUUCAAAGGGAGAGCUUAAUAAGGAAAUAAAUAUAUUCCAGGUCUACAAGGUGUGUGUUUUUUUUUUUUUUUUUGAAUGAGGUGAAUGGAUUUGUUGGAAAUACAGAAAGGGAAAAAUAUUCAUAGUUUCUCCUUUGAAUUGCAGAUGACAGGUUUCCUAGUUUUAUGGUUGUUACACAUGAAUUGAUUGAACUUCUGCUUUUUGAGUUGUUUGCAUGACUCUAUGCUUCCCAGGCAGCAUUUAGUAAAUCACUUGAGUGACAUAUGGUUUACUUUGUUUACCUUUCUUCUAUGAUUUGUAGCAAAAAUUAAACAAUGGAUGAACCUGAAAUGAAAGAAGAGUUUUAAAAAUAUUUCUCGAACUUUUAAAUUUAGCUUUACAAGGUCAUCUAUUGAAACAAAAAUGACUGACAGAGUAAUAUUUAAUAUUGUGCAUGUGUUUGAAUCUACAAUAAAGAUAAGCAGACAAUUAAAUAUAAUUGACAAUGCAGUUUAUUACUGUAUAGUGAGACUAUCAGAGGCAUAGUAUAUUUCCACUUUAUCAACUGUUUUGUCACUAAAGUGACAAAAGGUUUCUAAACUACUUCAUGUUAUUGACAUAGACUGUAUUAUACACGUUAUCAGCUCGUACUGCUGUAUUUCCAUUGAAAUGUUUAUUAGCAAACAGUAGGGGGGGUUGUUUUUUUUUUUUUUCCAGAAUGCUCUUGCAGAACUGCAUAUGAAUAACAAACUUGUUUUAAUAUUUAAGGAAAAAAUACGUCGGUAAGGAGGUUGAGUAGGGAUUCUGAAUUUUGAGUCUUUAGCUACAUUGUACAUGUCAGAAAAUUCCAGAAUGUAAUUUAUUAACAAGACCUUGGUACAUCUAUGCCCUCCUGUCCUACCCCUUCCUCCUGCCUUUAUGCUUUGGUUUUCAUGGGAGGAAAAAACCUGGAUAUAUGUGCUGAAAAAUGUUAGUGUUCCAAAAUGUCCCAAGGAACCAAAUUUUGAUAACUGUGAAGAUAAAAACCCCUGGAUGGUACAUAUGCACCAGGAUUCAUCCAGGAGUUUUAUCUUCACAGAGUCAAUAACAGACAGGACCAGAUGCUGCCGGAGGAUUAUGUAGCCCCAAACAGCUGACUAAUAUAGUCAAUAAAUACUUAAAAUGUAAUUUGUUGAUGUGAUUAUUCAAAUGUUAUCUGUUUCAACGUCUGACCCUAUGACAGACUUUCUUUUACUGUCUGCCAUUAUAUUUU